Molecule: messenger RNA, 1344 nt
Organism: Musca vetustissima
Lineage: Eukaryota; Metazoa; Arthropoda; Insecta; Diptera; Muscidae
Exons: 1
Coding region: 1-1344 (447 amino acids)
Source: RefSeq, a predicted model, not a curated record
AUGCCGGAAUAUAUUAUGAUAUCUGUGGGAGUGGUGGUGGCCUCUGUGGUGGCCCUAAUCCUAUUAAUACUGCUCCUCUUGAAGCAAAAAUCGAAAAUGAUAUUCGGAAUUUACCCCCGCAAGGGUCUCUUCUAUCAUUUGAAAUAUGUCAUUGCCUUGAUGGUGCUCCGGCGUAUGCGUUAUAAAUUCUAUCAUCGGAAUUCGAAGGAUAUGCGAGAGGAGGAUUAUAUGGAAAGUUUGGAUAGGCCCCAAGAGCUGUCGGAACAUCCCAAGUCCUAUGAUGUGGUCUCAUUUAUGGCUGCCAAUAUUAAGGGAGAGAAAUUUAUGGUGACCCUAGAGAGAAGGAGGAGGGGUAUUAUUCGAGCUUGCAUUUAUCUCUGGUUGCCGGAUUAUGGUCUGUUGGCCUCACCGAAGUUGCCGGAUAUGUUGUAUUUCACCACAAAUGGUGAUGAGGAGAACAAUGAGUUCAAGGGGAAUGGUUUCCAUAUUUACCCCAAGGAACCGAUGAAAUCCUGGGUUAUCAUGUAUGAGGGUCCGGUGCAACAGGUGGCCGAGAACAAGCAGCUGAAUGUGAAAUUAAAUUUGGAAUUCACUUCGACCUCCAAACAUUUCGAUUAUAAUCGUGAUCUGAGUGCCUCGGUGAUUGCGGAUUCCAUUGCCCGUGAGUCAUGGAAUGAGGCCUUCUAUAUUAUGUGUGUUAAUGUGGAUAAGAUUUUGGAAAAGCGUACCCAUUAUGAACAGAAUGGUGCGAUACAGGGUGAUCUCCUGAUUGAGGGUGUGGGAACGAAGAUCCUGAAAUUGAAUGGCUUCCGGGAUCAUAGUUUCGGAACCGAUCGUUGCCUUUCCACCAUCAAUCGUUAUGUCUACUUUUCGCUCUUCCUGGAGGAUGGCACCAGUAUGGUGGUCGGCAACCUCUCGCAACCCUCUUUCUUCUUGUCCUCUCUCAAGGUGGGCUAUAUCUGCAACAAGGAAGGCGUCUAUGAACCGAUUACAAAAUGCAAUUUCGAGCUGUAUACCUAUGGCCAAAAAGGUGUUCCGCCAAAUAAUCAAAAUUUCAUUGUCCACACGCGGGAUAAUAGUUAUUUUGUUCAGAUCCAGGUGGAAGAUUGUGCUGUCCGCUAUAUGGGUGGCAAUUGGGAAUCGAAGGUGUAUAAUCAAUUUUUCCGUUGCACUGUGAAUGGGGUGCAGGGUCAUGGUAUUACGGAAUAUUUGUAUCGUCAUAAUGAUGGGCGACCGGAGGAGGUGUGCGUCCAGGAUCCGGAAUGGUAUCAACGCAUUAGGAAAUUUGAAAGGACUUUGAGUAGCUGUGAGCGAGAGGAUGAUAGUGAAAUGUUCUUUUUUUGA